UAAUUGUGUUUAUAGGUAAUAGUUUGUUUUUACAGACGUCUAAAUAUGGAAAUUCAAUCAAAUAAUUCAUCAUUUAUUAAAAGAAUUUUUUUAAAUGAAAAAACUUGUAAUAAUGCCUCAUUUCGAGUUUUACAAUGGAAUAUUCUUGCUCAGGGCUUAACCUACUCCACUGAAACGGAAAACUUUUGUAAAGUUCCUUGUCAAUUUUUGGAAUGGGAUCAUCGUAGUAAAUUAAUAAUGGAACACAUAGAUACUUUAAAUCCGCAUGUUAUUUGUCUUCAAGAAGUGGAUCACUUUGAUGAUUUUUUUGUUCCUUGUUUAAUUCCAAAAGGUUAUCGAGGGUUUUUUGCGCCCAAACUUGAUUCUCCAUGCUUUAAUUUUCCUAAUAAUGGUCCAGACGGUGUUGCGCUUUUUUACAAAAGUGAAAGAUUUUUAUUAAAAGAUCUUGUUAUAUCUUAUUUGAAUGAUGGAAAUGAAAAAGAGAAAAAGCAAGCCAUUUUAGCAUGUGUUUUGGAGGAUAAAAUUACUUGUCAAUGUAUAAUUAUUGCUGUCACCCAUUUAAAAGCAAAAGAUGGGUUUGAAAUGCAACGAGUAGCGCAAGCAAAUGAUUGUAUUAAUGUUAUCGAAUCAAUGCUAAAUAAACAUAAAAAUAGUUCUGUAAUUUGGUGCGGUGAUUUUAACAGCGAAGAAAAUGAGGAGUGUCAUUCAAGAAUCAAAGAAGCUAAAAUAAAUGUAAAAAAUGUUUUAAAUGAGCUUUCCAGCAAAAUGUCUUUUACCACUUGGAAAAGGCGCCCAGACUCAGAAAAAAAACAGGUUAUUGAUUACAUAUUUUAUUCUUCAGAAUACUUCAGUCCGGAAAAUGUGUUGUUGCCGCCAGAUGAAGUUGAUAUUCCAACAGAAAGAUUUCCAUCCUUUAAUCAUCCCAGUGAUCAUAUUUCUUUAUGCGUAGAUUUUAGUUAUGUUUGAAAGUUGACUUUUAUGUUUUUAUUUAUAUUUUUAUAGUAUUUUACUUGAAUUUGUAUAAUCUUUUUGUGUUGUUUUUAUGUGUGCAAUAUUUUUGUGUUGUUUAUAUGUGUAUGGUCAUUUUGUGUUAGUUGUAAUUUGUAUUUAUAUGGACUGAUUUUUUUUUAUUUUAAUUGGUUUUUGUUUAAAUAUUUUUCUUAUUUUUAAAAUUUUUUUUUUGUACUUUUAUAAUACGUCAUUAUGUCUUUAAACCUUCUGUAUAUAUAAUUUAAUUUUUAGAUUAUAGAUAUUUUAAAAUG
Hydra vulgaris (swiftwater hydra) is the source of this 1262-nucleotide messenger RNA. Its product is annotated as nocturnin. NCBI's taxonomy places the organism in Eukaryota, Metazoa, Cnidaria, Hydrozoa, Anthoathecata, Hydridae. The record is from RefSeq and is a predicted model, not a curated record. Gene Ontology annotation, molecular function: 3'-5'-RNA exonuclease activity.